CCCCCGGGUGGAAGUGACGCUACCCCCGCUGCCCAAAAUGUCGGCGCCCAGAGGGAGGUGUAAGUAAUUAAAGAGGAAAGCCGACUGACUUUCCCGGCCUCCCGGGGCCGCCUCAGGGCUCCAGAACCCCCGCUCCGUACGAGCAAGGUGGACUCGCCCGACUGCGGGUCUAGCCUGACCUGCCCCCGCCCCGGGCGCCCGGGGCCGCACCUUUUAGGGACAGGGGGGAGGGGUACAAAAGGCCGACUCUAGGGGCCUGGGUCCUCGAGCUGACUGGGGAGGGGGGCUCAGUCCCGCGGGCGACUGGGUGGGGAGGAGGCGGGGCUUAGUGGUGGCUGGGGCGGAGCAAUGGGUGGGCGUGGUUUAGAGUUGAAAUGGGUGGGGCUGUGGGUAGAAAGUGGGAGGAGCUUAGGCAAAGGGGUGAGGUUUGACAAAGGGGCGUGGCUCAGUGAGAAUGGUAGGAGGGCCCUAGGUUGAAGGGUCCUAAUUGGGGCUGAGGGGGGUAAAGGGGUUCGGUGUGGAGGUGGGAGGAGCUUAGAAUAGAAGGGGUGGAGUUUGUCUAGGGAUGUGGCUUUCAGGAAGUGGUGGACAUAGUGAGGGGGGUGGGGUUUAAGCGUGUAAUUUGGGGCGUCGUAGUGGAAAUAGCAAGUCUUUAUAUUGCAGGUGAAAUGACUUACGAUGGGGAGGGUGUCAGAGAGGAAGGGCUGAGAUGGCAAGAGAGGUAGAGUGGCAGGUGGUCUUGGAAAGGAAGGGGUUUACUUAAAGGAAAACUUGAGUGGGGUUUAGGAGGCGGAUCUUAGUGGGGAAGAGAUGGGGGACUUCAAGAGGAAACUCGGAGGAACUUUGCAGACAGUGGUAAUCAAAACAGCUUACCUGUUGAGUCUUUGCUGUGCACAGGCGUCAGUAAGCACGCCGCGCGCAUGGCCACAAGUUUGCUUAGUCCUCACCACCACUCCAUGAGGUAGGUCCUCCCAUUAUUCCUAUUUUGCAGAUGGAAAGAGAAUCAGUUGGCUUUAUCCAAGGUUCCAGGACUAGUCCUGGUCUCCCUGGAAGGUUGACUCAGAGAGAGCCCCCACCCGCCACUGCCCUCGCGCCACGCCACCAUGGAUGACGCCCCGCUGCCAGCGCCCCCGGUCCCUGCCCCGGCCCCGGCUCCGCCCGCUGUUGCCCCCCGCGUCCCGUUUCACUGCAGUGAGUGUGGCAAGAGCUUCCGCUACCGCUCGGACCUGCGGCGCCACUUCGCUCGGCACACUGCGCUCAAACCUCACGCGUGUCCGCGCUGCGGCAAAGGCUUCAAGCACAGCUUCAACCUGGCCAACCACCUGCGCUCGCACACUGGCGAGCGGCCCUACCGCUGCUCCGCCUGCCCCAAGGGGUUCCGAGACUCCACCGGCCUGCUGCACCACCAGGUCGUCCACACUGGCGAGAAGCCCUACUGCUGCCUAGUCUGCGAGCUCCGCUUCUCCUCGCGCUCCAGCCUGGGCCGCCACCUCAAGCGCCAGCACCGUGGGGUGCUCCCGUCCCCCCUGCAGCCCGGCCCAGGCCUGCCCGCCCUGAGCGCUCCGUGCUCGGUCUGCUGCAACGUGGGGCCCUGCUCGGUGUGCGGGGGCGCGGGGGCUGGCGGCGGAGAGGGCCCAGAGGGGGCAGGCGCGGGCCCGGGGAGCUGGGGGCUGGCGGAGGCGGCGGCCGCGGCGGCGGCCUCACUGCCCCCGUUUGCGUGCGGUGCUUGCGCGCGGCGCUUCGACCAGGGCCGCGAGCUGGCAGCCCACUGGGCUGCGCACACCGACGUGAAGCCCUUCAAGUGUCCGCGCUGUGAGCGCGACUUCAACGCCCCCGCGCUGCUGGAGAGGCACAAGCUGACCCACGACCUGCAGGGGCCGGGCGCGCCUCCCGCGCAGGCCUGGGUCUCCGGGGCUGGCGCCGUGCCCGAGACGGCCGGCGAGGGCGGCGCUGCGGAGAAGGGCGAGGCUCAGCCGGCCUGGGACGGCAGGCUGCUCCUGGGCCGCGCCGGGGGCGGCGUGCCCGAGCUGGGGGGCCUGCUCCCCGAGAGCGGCGGGGAGGCCCCUGCGCCCGCGGCCGCGGCCGAGCCGUCGGAAGACACCCUCUACCAGUGCGACUGCGGGACCUUCUUCGCGUCGGCGGCGGCGCUGGCCAGCCACCUGGAGGCGCACUCGCGCCCCGCGACCUACGGCUGCGGCCACUGCGGGGCCCUCUACGCGGCCCUGGCGGCCCUGGAGGAGCACCGGCGCGCCAGCCACGGCGAGGGCGGCGGUGCGGAGGAGGCGGCGGCGCCCGCCCCAGAGAGGGAGCCCGCGUCUGGGGAGCCUGCGUCCGGCUCGGGCCGCGGCAAGAAGAUCUUCGGCUGCUCCGAGUGCGAGAAGCUGUUCCGCUCGCCGCGGGACCUGGAGCGGCACGUGCUGGUGCACACGGGCGAGAAGCCGUUCCCGUGCCUGGAGUGCGGCAAGUUCUUCCGCCACGAGUGCUACCUCAAGCGCCACCGGCUGCUGCACGGCACCGAGCGGCCCUUCCCCUGCCACAUCUGUGGCAAGGGCUUCAUCACGCUCAGCAACCUCUCCAGGCACCUGAAGCUGCACCGGGGCAUGGACUGACGUGGCCAGGCCGUGCGCCCCUCCGCUAGACCACCCCUCCCGAGGGCUGGACUCAGGGCCCGGGCCCAAGGGACCUAGGGACCACGAGGGAGGCCCCGGCCCUCCAGACCCAGACACGGGCCCCUGAGCUGGGGGGCAGCGAAUAAACGGAGAGAUUCCUCAGCUCCAGGCCCCCGGAACGCGUGCUGAGCACCCCCAAAUCAACAGGCUCCUAAGCUGCGGGACCUAGGAAUGAGAAAUGGGUCUCCACGAGUACGCCUCACCUUGCGGGCCCAACAAUAAAAGACGGGCACCCCUCCCCCAAGGGAAGACUGGCCCUCUCCCUAAGAGCCAUCAUUCCGACGACCUUGGUCCGGAGAAUGGGGGGGAGCCAUGUCCCCGGAUUUCCCUGGAUCCCCUCCAAAUGCUACCCACCAGAGUCACUGGUGCCCCCAGAUAAAGGAUAUAGCCGGAAUCUGCCUCUCCCCUCCCCCGACUUUAUUCCCUAUGCGGAAAGAGGACCAGGGUAGUUGCCCCCUGCCCUCAACCCCUUCCCCAAUUAGGUCUCCCUCCCCUACUAAGGAAUGGAUCGACCCUAAUGAUCUCCCCCACCCCCAAAAA
Messenger RNA from Delphinapterus leucas (beluga whale), 3209 nucleotides. It is a transcript of the gene FIZ1, whose product is annotated as FLT3 interacting zinc finger 1. NCBI's taxonomy places the organism in Eukaryota, Metazoa, Chordata, Mammalia, Artiodactyla, Monodontidae. The record is from RefSeq and is a predicted model, not a curated record. Gene Ontology annotation, molecular function: DNA-binding transcription factor activity, RNA polymerase II-specific. Gene Ontology annotation, biological process: regulation of transcription by RNA polymerase II. Gene Ontology annotation, cellular component: nucleus.